CUAUCCAGUACCAAGUUCUAUCUAUGGUAUAUAUAGAAAGGUCGUGGUCAAAUGAACAGUUCAUAAUAAAUGCGCAGUUUGGUGUAAUAUUAUUGUUUAUGAUUGUGUGAUUUUUAUUGUUUUUCGCUGUUUUAUUUACCUAUUAAGAAAAUUCACAGUUAAUUUGUACGAUAGUCAACAGUCAACCAAUUGAUCACUUUCAGGCUCUUUAAUAACAUGCUUUCUAAUCAAAAUGUCUGAGGAAGAUGCAUUACUUACGCAAAGCUUGAAAAAGCUAAAAAUAGAGUCUUUUAACGUAAAUAGGUUGCCAUUAAAUUCUAAAUCUGAAAACGGUGCUUUAGAUAUAAACACACCAAUGUUAAGGAGAAGAUAUAAAUCCCUGUCGAAUCUAGAAAAAUGCGUUUGUGGUAAAAAUAAUUUUUUACACGUCAAACCUCUGCCUUUUAAGAAGUCAACUGCCAAAAAUAAAUUAAUCCGUGAUCCCAUAUUGAAUUUUGUAAAAUAUUCUAAUGACAAAUCCAGAUGUGAUUUAGAAACAAAGUGUGGAACUGAUAAAACGUUUGGUGAAUGCUCAAUGUCCAAAGAGCAGGACUUCAAGUCGUUAGUACAAGCUUGUAAGAGAAUCAGUUUAUCAUACAAGACUGCUAAUUAUGUACAAGGUUAUUCUACUAAGAGUUUUCGUCAGCAUAGGCUUACCAAAACUAAAAUUGAGAAAGCCGAAGAACCUCACUUAAGCAAUACUUGUGCUCAUCAAGCCCGCUUAAAUAUGUCCCCACCUUGUGACGUUAGCAUUGAUGAACUUGCUAGUUAUUUUGAAACUUUUGUGCAUAUUCCUAAAAAGAUGAGUGUUAUGGCUGAAAUGAUGUAUAUUUGAUCCACUUUUGUUUGGAAAAUGAUAUUUUUUGAUAAACGAUAUUACAUAUGUAUAUUUAUUAUUUUAGUAGAUUCUCUUUGCACUUAAUGAAAAUUAUUGUUAGUAUGGAAUACCGUUUUUUUUUAAGUAAUACCUUGCAUGAUUCCAAUAAAAAAUGUUUGUUCAUUGACAUUUUCAAUAAGUUUGUAUUUGUGAGUAAAAAAACUAUUAAGAUUACUUAUGAUAAUUUACUAAUAAUUGAUACUCUUUAGAAGUUGAUCUGUACAAUAAAUUGUUAACUGCAAUUUUUGUUUUAUAUCUUUUUGUACCAAGUAUUCAAGUCUUUAUCAGUAAUGAAUUAGUAAUUUAAGUUUCUUAACAUUUGUAAGGGGCGCUGACAGGAUUUAUCUCUCUUAUUUUAAGAAUGAACCUUUUCAUUAUUGAUGAAAAUUUCAGAACUGAUGUCAGUUUAUCAUCUCGGAUCGUACGUUCAAAGACUGGUUCCCGUCAUGUCUCAGAAGACGCCCUUGUCUCUUUAUUUGUUUAUUGAAUUCUUACUAUUUUCUAUCCGCGGUACUUUCAUCUUCUUAUAACUUUAACAAUAAAAUUUUAAGUCCUCAAAGUAAUCAAGAAUUAAUAUACUCAAUUGACAACUAUCUUGAACUUCGCUUUUGUUUGAUUGUUAAUUGUUAUAAUUUGUUAAUAUUCGUGUUUAUUUUAAUGUUGAUAGUGAAUGAAAUGUUUACGUCUUUAUUUUGUAUGUAUUUUUCUUUAUAACUUGUGUUAAAAUAUCAAGAAAAUUCCUUUUAAAGUAGUCCACUGUAGGAAUGCAUGUAUUUUCGUGAAGUUUUUGUAUUGCGCGAAUAUCAUCCAUACGUGCAUUUAAUUUUUGAAGAAGAACAUUAAUGAUUUUUUAAACCUAUUCUGUGAUUAGUAAAAUAAGCCAACAAUGUAUUUUCCGAAAAAACCUACUGAGUAUUCUAGGCGUUAAUGCUUAAGUGAAUAAGAGGUUGCCUAAUUUAGUAAUACAACUGCAGAGUAUUUUUUCCGGAAAACGCGUAGGCAGUUUUCCAAGCGUUAAUGCUUGGGUGAAUAAGAGGUUGCCUAAUUUGGGAAAAUUCAAUUUAUAUUAUUUAAAAUUUAAUAUGUAUCGUUUAAUACAAAUUAUAAAAUUACCAAUAUGGUAAUAUUAAAAUGUAUGAUGAUAUGACAUAUGACGUUCUUCAAAUUUUAUAAUAAUAUUUUAUGCGGUGCAUAUCUUUAUUUUUUCUUAUACAAAAGUUGAAAGCUGUGUUUUCCUUUUGAUGCCAGAAUUUAUAGGUACAUAUCCAAAUUAAAUUUUAUUGUAAAUAUUUUCGUAGUUCUAACUGUCUCAAAAUUGAUCAAUUUGAUUCUCCUUCGAAUAUUAUAAAUAGUCGUAAUAACAAGAAAUCAUUUUCGUACGGUAUCAGAUGCUGUUUUGCAUACUGUGAAACUGGUUAUGGGUUUAUCCUUUAAACCUUCUCACCUAUGUCCUUUUUUUUAUACAUGGUCCAUAUUAAGGUAACUACUUUAAUACUUCUGAUUGUAUCAAAAGUCGGCGAACGGAUUUUCUUUCAAAUAAUUAUGUAUAAAUGUCCGUAAAAAUAAGAAAAUGGAUUUAUACAGCAUCAAAUGUUUUGUACAGCGUGAAACUGGCUGUCCUUUUGACCUUGUCACCGCGCAUCCUUUUCGUGCUCGUAAUUCAUGAAAAGCUCGCAAUUAUUAGUGUGGCUUGGUACCGGCGUGUAUGAAUUGUGUCGAUUAAAUUAUUGAUUAAUAGUGAGUUAAUCGUUUAAAAACAGUUUUGUGCAACGACAGAAAAACAUUUUUCCAUUGAUUGUAAGUGAUUAACACACUUCAAGUAAUAAUGACUGGAAAACAGGAUAAAUAAAGCUAUGGUCAUGUAAUCAAGUACUCACUCAAAGGUCAAAGGAAUGGAAAGGAACAACUAAUCAAUGUACUUCUAGUUUUGCAUCCCAGAGUUGUGAAGGGGGUCUAUUGGAAAGGUUACGAGCGACCAUAUCAAUUCCAUGACAAUCAUAAGA
Messenger RNA from Agrilus planipennis (emerald ash borer), 2919 nucleotides. RefSeq lists its product as uncharacterized. Bases 233 to 874 code for a protein of 213 amino acids. The transcript is spliced from 4 exons. Gene Ontology annotation, biological process: cellular response to hydrogen peroxide. The record is from RefSeq and is a predicted model, not a curated record. Lineage: Eukaryota; Metazoa; Arthropoda; Insecta; Coleoptera; Buprestidae.